AUGCAAGCAUCAGUUGAAAAGAUAACAACACAUGCACAUCAUCAUAUGGCAUGUAGUGAGAGAUUUUUGUAUCCAUCCAUCGUAGCAGUGGCAGGUGUAGCAUUGUGGAGUUGUCAAGCAUAUAGUGUUAAACGUGCCAGAGAUAAAUGUGGUAUUCAUGCACCAGCAGUUAUUGGUGAUGAGGAAUUAGAACGUACAUUGGUAAAUUAUCAACAUACCACUGAGGCGUUACCAGCUAUCAUUCCCAUGACCUAUGUCUUUUCAGCUUUGAUUUGUCCAAAGAGAGCUUUGAUUCUUGGACUUGGAUGGGUUGCUACUAGACUUGCCUUUAGUUGCUCAUGUAUUUGUGGUGGUCACAAGGAAAACAACUGCUUUAAAAAUUUGCAUAUGGUAGUUGGACAUGUGAGUCAUUUCGGUCUAUUAUUUGGAAGUGCCUAUGGUGUACUUGAAGCUGUUUUAAAGAGAUGUGAUCAUUUAAAGAAAUGUUGUUAG
Messenger RNA from Cavenderia fasciculata, 492 nucleotides. Its product is annotated as putative MAPEG family protein. The record is from RefSeq and is a predicted model, not a curated record. NCBI's taxonomy places the organism in Eukaryota, Evosea, Eumycetozoa, Acytosteliales, Cavenderiaceae. The coding region runs from base 1 to 492 and encodes 163 amino acids. The transcript has 3 exons.